CCAUAAUUAUCAUUUUUAUCCAGGACUGCCAUUCUUGUUCAUUGCAAUACCGACAACAUUUGAACGUAUGGAGUUGUCUCCCGUAAUCGGAUUCUUCUUGUUUAUCUGCAUUUUCCUGUUCGGGCUUCAUCACCAGGCUAUUCAUCUCAUUGCGAUAUGGGAAAACCUUCUUCCAUCUACACCAAAAUUCAUCAUGUCUUAUUUCCGCAGACGAGAAUUCCUCGUGGCCGCCGCGUGCGGUGUUUCCUUUCUACUGUCUAUCUCAUAUGCGAUACAAGGAGGUAUCCACCUGUAUGCUAUUGUGAAUGACUAUGUGGACCGUCUGAUAUUUACGAUGAUCAUAAUUUCAUCUGUACCAUUUAUUGUCGGUUACAUUAAACAAGAAGUGCUGUACAUCCCUAUAGAGAGAGCGUUUAUGAGUUUAUGGUAUGGUCUUGCAGCGUUAAUUUCAUCAGUGUUGUUGGUAUAUUACUUUGCUGUGUACGUGUACCCGACCCCAGUUGUUGGGUAUGAACAGAGAUGGGCGGAAACUCUUGGCUGGGUCAUUGCUGUUGCACCAAUCGCCAUCUGUCUUGUUCUGGGUGCCGUUCAUGCCGUUUUCAAACAAAAGGGAACAAUAAAACAGAGACUUAUUCAGUCCCUAAGGUCUGAAUCAUUUAAUGCUGCCGAGUCAAGUAACGAGUAUACAUCCGCUGAAACCGGAGACACCAUGCUACAAAAUACGCAUACAACAGAGGAACCAGCAACCGACAAACCGGAAGAAGAACCAGUCUACGAGAAAACGGAAACGGAAGUGUUUAUACAGCCGACAGAUGAAAUUGAUCCUGUAAACGUUUGAUCAAUAUUCUUAGAAAUUUAAUUAUUCUAGAUGGAUACACGAUAAGAGGGACCUAACUGCAGUAAUGGGCUUUUGUGAAUAGCACAUUGGUAUUCAUUUUAUUGGUAUUCAUUAUAUUCUGUCGUAUGAUACCAAAAGGUGGAUUGAAAAAGAAAACAGUGCAAUAUUACUGAUGGAGGCAAAAUUUGUGGUGCUGGUUUUGAAAAUAUAUAAUAUGUGUUCUUUGUGUUGUAAGAUAAUUGGAAACUUCAUGUAAAGCAUCACCCAUUCGUUCAUUUUUCAAAAUCUAGCCGCAAACUUCAUUUAUCAGUAUAUUUUGGGCCACUUGACAAUUGGUUGGUGUUAUGAAUGUCCUAUUUCAAACAGAAUAGUUUGAAGCAUUACGUGGUUGUGAAUGGUACUUUUUAUAUAUACUGUAACAGAAAGUGGGAUCAGAAGAAGGUCGUUUCAGGUGGGUAUAUGCUUAUGUUGUGGUUAUCUCGUUCUUGCAUACCGAACGAGGGAGUCCAGCACUUUCACUGAUGCUGAAACAUAUCCGGAGUGUAAAAUGAGCAGUGUAAGAUGGCUCUCGUACUUUUCCCUUUAGUAUUUUUCUCAUACAAAAAGCUUACUUUAACCGUUUUCUUUGAAACAUAAUGACGUCAUUCUUGUUUUCGGACGUUGAUUUUAUAUUUAUCAUUGUUUGAUGAAAAUGGUAUGCAAGGAAAAGAUUCUAUCACUGUAUAUGGGAAUUUCGGGCGGUUGAGUAACUGUUUACGCUAUAACUCGACAACGCUUCCUGCUGUCAAAGCAGGUACCUUGGAGCCGGUUAGACCUAUCUGCAACUAAUAUUAUGGAAUUUCAAGGGAGACGAAUAAUCACUGAUUUAAAAUGGAUAUCAUGUCGUUUUACUGUUUAACUGUUUUAUGUUUUAGUGCAAAUGAAAUGUAUCGAUUUCUCGGCAUAGCGUGUGUAUAAAUAUUGGCAAUUAUCUUUCUGUUGUAAGAUAUCAUUCUUAAAUGUCUCCAGUUUGUAAUUACUGAAAAACUAUCAUUUUGCCGUUCCAUGAGAAAGUGUAUUAGUGACAUGAUAUAAUUAUUGCAUGUUAUUUGUGUUGUCACUGCAGCCAUAAUUGCAAAGCACAAAUGCACCAUGAAAAAACAGAGGUAUUUAGAUAAAAGGCGCAUUAUGAAACAAAAACUACACAGUUAUCUAAAUUUUCAAAUGGAUGGUGUUUAAUAAAGUUAGUUAUACGCAUAAUUUGUCAGGAUAUCCGCCAUUUUGGACAAAUGUUUCUUCUAGUAUUUCUUUUUAACAAAAUUAUGACAAAAAUUGAUACUAAGUAAUUAAAAUAUGGCUAAUAAUGUACGAUUUGAUGAAACAGAUUCUGACUGACACUUGCCUAAAGUUAAUGUAGUAGGGGUCGGUAAUUUCAAUUAUCUAUUAAAGCAGAUCAUGUUGGUUCUGAUAUUUUUCUGUCUGAUAAAUAUAAUGAUAGAAAAGUGUUCAAAAUAGCACUUUAUAUUAUCUAGGAAGUAUAAAUUAAAACAAAAAGAACUACAUAUAUCAAAAUUCAACAGUUUUUAAAGAUUUUUUUCUAAAUAUAUCUCUUAGAUUCACGGUGACAACGACAUUUUUUCCAUUUUGAAGCAUUUUUGUUUGUCACUAAAGCAGCAAAACAUUUUUAAAAUCUUAACAUCUAUGCUUGUAUGGUACUGAUAUCACCUUGUUAUCCAUAGUAACCUGUAAGACCUUUUAACAUUAAGUGGGAUAUGAUAUGUUUUAUAAAGUACCCUUUUUUCAAUUUUACUUAAUUUCAGAAAUGCUUAGUGGGUGAAAAAAAAUAAAAACGAGUACGGUGACCUGUGCUUUUUUUGCCCUUGCUUAUGUUCUUCAAGCUCACAGAGUACGAACUGAUCCUUCAACCUUAUAUAUAUAAAUGUCACUUCUCUAAAUGCCAUGUGUGACUUACUUAAACACACUGUAAGUCUUGAAAAAGUGAAGGUAAUUGCUUCAAAUUUUCAGAUUUUAAAGUUAAAUUUGAAUUUGAAUUUUGAAUUUUUGUCACUAAUACAGGUUUUUUCAUGGAACGGUAGAUAUAUAUUUGGUGAUCAUGAAGUUAUAAUUUUUUUUUCAUUGUACCAUUGCAUUAGAUGGCAAUAAAAUGCCUUUGAAAUAUUUCUUGAUCAUGUGAAUAAGCUUUAACUCAUUUCCUAAUUAUUGUUUGAUACCUCAUUUCGUUAAGUCUGACAGAUAUUUAUUUAGUGCGAAUAGGAAAAAAUGAAGUUUGAUGUAAAACGUUAUCUCUUUUUGUGCAUUUAAUGGGACCGAAAGCAAAGCUGGGCUUAUAUAAUUUGCAAACAUUCGAAUAAAAUAUGUCAAAAAAGCUUUCAUAAUCCUUAUUUUAGAAAGCUGAUCUGCGUCACUAAAUAAUUUUCUCAAUGAAAACUAUUUCUUAAAUCUCUUCAUGGGCAACCUGACGUCAUAAUGUGUGAAAUUAAGUGGAUAAAAACAGUCCACGGUUAAAAAUAGCAAAAAGAAAUAAGCAAACGAACUGAAUUUAAUUUUUAUUAAAAUUUUAACAACAAAAACUUUGACAAAUUCAAGUAUUGAUGACAUCAGAAUGAAGAAAAAAUUCAAUGAAAUAAAACAAGAUAAGAAUGUUUGUACAAAAUUAAUUAUUCUGUCAAUUCAGCAUUUAUACUUUGACUUUAAAAUAAAAAGCCUAUUUGACAAAAUAAAUGUACAAAUUAGA
Molecule: messenger RNA, 3572 nt
Organism: Mercenaria mercenaria
Lineage: Eukaryota; Metazoa; Mollusca; Bivalvia; Venerida; Veneridae
Product: sodium- and chloride-dependent GABA transporter 1-like
Exons: 6
Coding region: 68-838 (256 amino acids)
Biological process (GO): sodium ion transmembrane transport
Cellular component (GO): membrane
Source: RefSeq, a predicted model, not a curated record